CGCAGCAGCGUUCGCGCAGCCGCACAAGCCCUGUCUUGAUCAGCUGACUGUGAGUGAGAUGCUCUGCUGAAGGACCAUUGAAUCUAAAAGCUGUUAUUAUCUGCGCUAUGUAUGCGAAGCUGCGACUGUUUGACUGAAUCACAUCGUGCGGACCAAAUCCUGAAGGCGUUAAACACAGCGUGAUUUCCUUAUAUCAAAGGCCCAGCGGACAAAACACUUCCCAGCAGCCAUGACAGAAUUCUGGUUGAUCUCCGCUCCGGGGGAGAAGACGUGCCAGCAGACAUGGGACAAGCUGAUGGUGGCCACCACACGCACCAACAACCUGUCUGUUAACAACAAAUUCAACAUCCCCGAUCUCAAGGUUGGAACACUUGACGUCUUAGUGGGUCUGUCGGAUGAGCUUGCUAAACUAGACACUUUUGUGGAAAGUGUGGUGAAGAAGGUCGCACAGUACAUGGCCGACGUUCUGGAGGACAGCCGAGACAAAGUCCAGGAGAAUCUGCUUGCUAAUGGAGUUGACCUGGUCACCUAUAUCACCAGAUUUCAGUGGGACAUGGCCAAAUAUCCAAUCAAACAGUCGCUGAAAAACAUCUCUGAGAUCAUCUCCAAGCAAGCGACUCAGAUAGAUAACGACCUGAAAGCCAGAGCCUCCGCCUACAACAACCUGAAGGGAAACCUGCAGAACCUGGAGAGGAAGAAUGCAGGGAGCUUGUUGACCAGGAGUUUGGCUGACAUUGUGAAGAAAGAGGACUUUGUACUGGACUCAGAGUACCUGAUUACCAUGCUGGUGGUUGUCCCAAAGACAAACUAUCCAGACUGGCAGAAGACGUAUGAAACUCUGGCAGAAAUGGUGGUGCCACGCUCCACUAAGCUUCUGUUUGAAGACAACGACAGCGGCCUGUUCAGCGUCACUCUCUUCAGGAAGGCCAUAGACGACUUCAGACACAAAGCCAGAGAAAACAAGUUUACAGUGCGUGAUUUCCAGUACAAUGAGGAGGAGAUGAAGGCAGACAAAGAGGAGAUGACACGUCUGUCCACCGACAAGAAGAAACAGUUUGGCCCGUUGGUACGAUGGCUCAAAGUGAAUUUCAGCGAAGCCUUCAUCGCUUGGAUUCACAUAAAAGCUCUGCGUGUGUUUGUGGAGUCAGUACUGAGAUACGGGCUACCAGUGAACUUCCAGGCCAUGCUGCUCCAGCCCAACAAGAAGAACAUGAAGAAGCUGAGGGAGGUGCUGUAUGAACUGUACAAACACCUGGACAGCAGUGCUGCGAUCAUUGAUGCCUCAAUGGACAUCCCAGGACUGAACCUGAGCCAGCAGGAGUAUUACCCCUAUGUUUACUACAAGAUCGACUGCAACCUGCUGGACUUCAAAGUCUAGAUACAUUGCCAUCAUCAUCAUCAUCAUAUCGUCUCACUUUUUUGUGUGCAGUAGUGUUCUGAUGUGACAUUUCACAUCCCCGAGCUUCAAUUUAUUUCCACUCCUUGUUUUUUUUGUUGUUUUUUCAUAUUCUGUGUUCUCAGCUCAUGUUUCUGGUACAUUCCCGGGUCCAUAUUAAAUAUUUUGUUGAACUUUUAUUCUGAUAUUUUUGACAAAUGAGGGCCUUCUUCUUUUCUUGUCACUUCCUCUUUGUACCACCAAAAUGGUUCACAUUCCCUCCCAGCAUCAAAGGAUGUGUAAAAAUGCUGAAUUUAUAUUGUUUUUGUUUUUCCUGUCAUCCUGCUUUAUUUAAAGCGGUACACAUAUGGGGGGAAAAUGGGGAGAAAAAUAAAUGUAUGUUAAAUAUAGUAUUUAUUUAAAGCCUCUAAAAUCAGUGAAUACGUUUCUGUUUGUUCAGUUUUUGAAUGUGAUGUGUUUUUAGCUCCAUGUAAGAAAAUGUCUGUUUACAAGUAGAUGUUGAUCAUCGUUUUCCCCACUCAAGCUGUAAUCCUGUGAAAUACUCAGACAAGGUCAUUUUACAUUAUAAAGAAGCAAUAUGUUUGCCGAUUGUAUGCUCCUAUAAUUUAUGUAUAUUAAGCAGUUUGAGUAAAAUAAUGAUCGUUCUAUGUGCGAAUACUGUAUUGUCAGUAUAACCGAAAAUUGAACCACAUAUUUAAAAUAAAUGUGAAAAAUAAAUACUCUAUGUGAAGUAUACUUGACUUUGGCUCACUGUUAACUGCAGAAUAAAGUUUAUAAACCUU
Molecule: messenger RNA, 2178 nt
Organism: Larimichthys crocea (large yellow croaker)
Lineage: Eukaryota; Metazoa; Chordata; Actinopteri; Sciaenidae
Gene: atp6v1c1b
Product: ATPase H+ transporting V1 subunit C1b
Exons: 13
Coding region: 230-1378 (382 amino acids)
Biological process (GO): proton transmembrane transport
Cellular component (GO): vacuolar proton-transporting V-type ATPase, V1 domain; lysosomal membrane
Molecular function (GO): proton-transporting ATPase activity, rotational mechanism
Source: RefSeq, a predicted model, not a curated record